AUGGCCCCCCCUGAAGGAGAAUCCGGGGGACCAAUCCCGCUCAACAAGGGUGUUUAUAUGGCCAUAGCUGCCUUCACUGCAGUCGCAUGGUACAAUGUCGCCGAACUCAAUGUCCAAGUCUUCCUCACUUUCAAACGACAUCGGGGCCUCUACUUCUGGUCACUUCUGAUAUCGAGUUAUGGCUGUGUGCUUCAUGCUCUCGGCUUCCUCCUCAAGUUCUUCCAGCUGGUUUCCCGCAAUCAGUCCCUCAACGACUAUGUUGCAGUUACUAUCAUCACCGUUGGCUGGUAUUGCAUGGUGACCGGUCAGGCCGUAGUUCUGUAUUCGAGGCUCCAUCUCGUCGUGCGGGAGCAAAAGAUCCUCCGUGCAAUUCUCGCAAUGAUCAUCGUCGAUGCUGUUUGCUUUCAUAUACCUACUACCAUACUCACAUACGGAUCAAAUACGAUGGAUUCUGCCAAAUACAUCCCCGCAUUCAACGUUAUGGAGAAGCUCCAAAUGACGGCCUUCUGUUCGCAAGAGUUUAUUAUCUCCGGGGUAUACGUUUGGUCAACCAUCAGACUUCUCAAGCCAGUCUACCAUGGUCGAACACGAAAAGUCAUGACGCAACUCAUAUGGAUCAACCUAAUCAUCAUCGGGAUGGACGUUUGCCUGCUUGCCAUGGAGUACUCGAACAUCUACGAGAUCGAAGCCACAUUGAAGGCGAUGGUCUACAGCAUCAAGUUGAAGCUCGAAUUCGCGGUGCUCAACCAGCUCAUGACCCUCGCCAAUUCGACUGUCAGUAGUCACCAGCAAUUGAACAUAGAAGAGGGUAGCGAGAAACCUACCAGACCGCCCACCGGUCGUUCUAGAUCCACGGAGUACAUCAGCAAUAAGUACAAGAAGCCUUCGAAAAAACCGAAAGACAACGCCAAGAGAUCCGCUCCUGCCAUUAUCCACAGUAGCUACUCCACCUCGCGUGUACCACAUCACAGCCGCUCGAACUCAUUUGGACCAAACAACAAGAGCCGAUUUCAAUGGAUACCCACUCUGGAUCGCAACUGCGUCGUUGAGACAAAACACAUCGAAAACACUGAAGACUGCCAACUUAAUGUAUUUACCAAUCCCGCCGCCUGCUUCAAGCCUGGCCGACAACAGCCUGACGGCUAUCCUCCACACGAUGGUCUUGGCGGCAUCCCUAACUCAUGUCCCGAUUCUCCUGAGACAUCACCAACCCGAGACAUAGAUGGGUCAACCCUCCACAGUCGCCGGGCUCCUCCGCCUCCACCCCUUGACCUUGAUAACUCCGUCAUGCCCAACGGCUUGCUACGAAGUACCAGGCCGAGUGUUAGCGAAUGGGGCAAAGGACCCGACAAUGAGAGCGAGGCUAGUCCCAACAGUGAUGAGAUUCGAUUAGAUCCAUACGAAAAUGCAGACUAUCUUCCGCCUCGAAGUCCCGGGAGUGUUAGGGUGGGGAGGGACAGGGCGGCCCGGAGUAUGGGUCAAUUGGAUUUCAUGACGAGUGCUUUGCGGGAAUGA
Molecule: messenger RNA, 1515 nt
Organism: Letharia columbiana
Lineage: Eukaryota; Fungi; Ascomycota; Lecanoromycetes; Lecanorales; Parmeliaceae
Exons: 1
Coding region: 1-1515 (504 amino acids)
Source: RefSeq, a predicted model, not a curated record